This is a messenger RNA of Drosophila subobscura, 4411 nucleotides long. It is a transcript of the gene c12.2, whose product is annotated as von Willebrand factor A domain-containing protein 8. Gene Ontology annotation, molecular function: ATP hydrolysis activity; ATP binding. Gene Ontology annotation, cellular component: cytoplasm. The transcript is spliced from 7 exons. Lineage: Eukaryota; Metazoa; Arthropoda; Insecta; Diptera; Drosophilidae. The record is from RefSeq and is a predicted model, not a curated record. Bases 134 to 4315 code for a protein of 1393 amino acids.
GCAUCGAAUCGUUACCACGCGCGGGCUCCUCUAUUUACGAUUUUAACGACUUUGGCAACGCGCUUUGCCCCCAAACCCCUGAGCCAGCCCUUCCCCCUGACCAACGAGCGACAGCUGCCUGUCGUGGACUGCAAUGCUGGCCAAUUUGCAGGUCCGCAGUGGACACUUGUUGCGUCACAGGCUCCAACGGACCAGCCACUGGACACGCAGCUUAGCGAGCACCGCGCCCAGAGGUGCCAGCGACCAAGCCAAGGCGCCAGAGGACGAUCGUCUGACCAUCGGUGAUGUAAGCGUGCGCCUGACCAAGCCGAAGCAUCCGCAUCUGGUGCCCCAGCAAUACGUGAAAUACGCACCGGAUGGCACCCUUCAGCUGACGCAGUCUGCCCUGCACCAUCUGCGCUGGAUGCUGCAGAAGGAUGCCCUCAAGCAGGACAUGUUCCUGCUGGGCCAGCCGGGCCCACUGCGUCGCCAGCUGGCCAUGCAGUUCCUGGAGCUCACCCAGCGCGAGGUGGAGUAUGUCUCACUGAGUCGCGACACCACCGAGAGCGACCUCAAGCAGCGACGCGAGAUUCACAACAAGGCGGCCAUCUACCACGACCAGGGAGCCGUGCGGGCCGCCAUCCACGGACGCGUCCUCAUCCUCGAUGGCGUGGAGCACGCCGAGCGCAAUGUGCUGCCCAUACUGAACAACCUGCUGGAGAAUCGUGAGAUGCAUUUGGAGGACGGCAAGUUCCUCAUGUCGCCCGAACGCUACGACAAGCUGCUGGAGAAGCAUUCGCGCGAGCAGCUGGAUGAGUGGGGCCUUCUGCGCGUCUCCGAGCACUUCCGCGUGGUGGCCUUGGGUCUGCCCACGCACAAGUACAAGGGCACCCCGCUAGAUCCGCCGCUGCGCUCUCGCUUCCAGUCCCGCAACGUGACCAGCUACACCUACGGCGAGCUCUACGAUGAGCUGCAGCAGCUGGCGCCGGCUGUGCCCGGCGAUCAGCUGAAACAGCUCCUCACGUUCGCCCUCACCCUGCAGAAGGCAGACGACAGUCUCCAGCUGCCCGACUUUCCACUGCACAAUCUUAAGCUGGGCGUUCAGAUGCUGGAGGCCAAUCCCGCCCUCAGCCUGCACGAUGUCAUCACUCGCAUUUAUCCGUAUCAGUCCAUGCUGAAGUCCGACCAGCAGAAGCGCGUCGAGGAGCUGCUGACUAGCCUGCAUGUGCAGCGACUGCCUGGACAGACCAUCCAAAGCAUCACAAGCAGCGCACAGGCUGACCAUCGCGUCACCCUCCAGCUGGAUGACCUGAAACUGAGCCUGCCCGGAGGUGACACAGUGCCGGCCACGCCGAGCAACUUUGUGGAUCUGCCGCACCAGCGACAGGCCUUGGCCGCACUGCUGCAGGCCUAUGCCGUCGGCGAUGUGUGUCUGCUGGGCGAAAAGGGCGUGGGCAAGCUCACCCUGACCAAGCAGCUGCUUCGGCUACUCCAUCAAACCGCCGAGCCAAUGAUGCUGUACGAGGACAUGACCUCCCGCGAUCUGGUGCAGCAGCGCAUCACCAGUCCCGAGGGUGACACCGUGUGGCGCGACUCGCCGCUGGUGCGAGCAGCCAAGGCCGGAUCUGUGGUGGUGCUCAAUGGCGUGCAUCGCCUGCACAAGAGCACGGCGACUGUGCUGCAGCGGCUCAUUCACGACCGGGAGCUCCUGCUGUGCGACGGCACCACCUUGCUGCGCCCGGACCGUUACCAGUCCCUGCUCCAGCAAGGGUUCUCCAGCGAGGAGCUGACGGCACGAGGUUUGCUGCCGAUGCACGAAGCCUUCCGCAUUGUGGCAUUGGCGGAGCCACCACGUCCGGGCAGUGGGCAGCCGAAUUGGCUCACGCCCGAGCUGCUGAGUCUGUUCCUCUACCAGGAGCUGCGUCCACUGCACCAGAGCGAGGAGCACGAGCUGCUGGCCCAGCUAUGCGGCGGCCAGUUGCCGCCCCAAAUGGAUCAGCUGCUGAAGCUGGCCCAGCUGCUGCGCUCCUCGCAGGAUCCGCUGACACAGGGCCUCGCCGGCACACUGUCCACGCGGCAGCUGCUCAAGUUGGCCCGUCGCCUGGCAGCCUACCCCAACAGCGAGCUGAGCGAUGUGCACGAGAUGCUGCAGAACACAUUCCUGGCCAAGUUCAUGCCGGCUCUGUCGCGCACCGCCCUGGAGCAGGUCAUGCAGCAGGUGGGCAUCCAACCCAGUGCAGAGAAGAGAAGGAGCAGCAGCAAAGGACAGAUUGUCGUUGAGGGGAACACCUUGAGGAUUGGGGAGACGCGCAUGGAGUUGGGCAAUCCCAGCCAGGCGCAAAGAUCGAAGGUGCCCAGCACGCUGUUCUACGAGAUGCCGCAGCACGUGGAGCUGCUGGAGCGACUGCUGCAGGACUAUCUAAUCGGUGACCACUUGCUGCUCGUGGGCAACCAGGGCGUGGGCAAGAACAAGCUGAUCGACCGCUUGCUGGAGCUGAUGCAGCGCCCGCGCGAGUACAUCCAGCUGCAUCGGGACACCACUGUGCACAGCCUGACGCUGCAGUCGACGCUGCAGGAUGGCCAGGUGGCCUACGAGGACAGCGCCCUGGUCAAGGCUGUGCGCUCCGGCCAUGUGCUGGUGGUGGACGAGGCCGACAAGGCGCCUGUGAAUGUCACCUGCAUUCUGCGCACUCUGGUGGAGAGCGGGGAGAUGGUGCUGGCCGACGGCCGACGGAUUGUGCCGCAUGGCGCUGCUGGAUCGCUGCCCAACUGCAUCGAAACUCACCCAGAGUUCCGGCUCAUCGUGCUGGCCAAUCGUCCCGGCUUUCCCUUCCUGGGCAACGACUUUUUCGCCGCACUCGGCGACGUCUUCAGCUGCCAUGCCAUCAGCAAUCCCCAGCCGGAGUCCGAGAUCUAUCUGCUGCAGCAGUACGGCCCCAGUGUGCCCACCAAGACGCUGCGUACGCUGGUGAACGCCUUCGGAGAGCUGCGCAGCCUGGCGGACGAGGGGAUGCUCAACUAUCCGUACUCCACCCGGGAGGUUGUCAGCAUUGUGAAGCAUUUAGAGCGCUAUCCCGAGGAGAGCAUAGCGGACGUGGUCGGCAAUGUGCUCGACUUCGAUCGCUAUCAGCCGGAGGCGCUGCAGCAAGUCAUUCAGGUGCUGGCCAAGCACGGCAUCGAGGCGUACGCCCUGGACGAGGUGCAAAUGCUGCGCCAGCGGAAGACACUGCAGGCAUCGGUGGAGCGGCAUAGCGGCUUGGGGGUAUCCGGCCCGAAGUUCGGCAAGAUCGAUCCCAAGAACGAGCCGCACGUGGGCGGCAACACCUGGGCUGGCGGCAGUGGGGGACGUGACACAGCCGGACUGGGCGGCAAGGGUGGACCAUUCCGGCUCGACAAGGGACACAAGGUGCAUCAGCUGAGCGACGAGGAGAAGGCCGACGUUCCCGAGGAGAUUAAGAAGGCGGCACGCGAAAUGAACCGCAAAGCCUUCGAGGAGAAGCUCAAGGAGAUCAAGAUGUCCGCCCACGAUCACAAGCUGUACGCCCAGUUCAGCGAGCCCAAUCGGAAGCAGGUGCAGCAGCUGAAGGCCGUCCUGGAGGCCAUGCAGACCAAAAGCAAGGAGCGACAGUGGCAGAAGUAUCAGACGCAUGGCGAACUGGACGAUACGCGACUGGUGGAGGGCAUCACGGGCGAGAAGAACAUUUACAGGCGGCGAGCCGAGGCAAAUCCCUGGGCAGACCACGUCCAAGAGAAGCCAAAUCGUCUCAAGCUUGUCGUGGAUGUUUCCGGCUCCAUGUACAGAUUCAACGGAUACGAUGGACGGCUGGACCGACAGCUGGAAGCGGUGGUCAUGGUAAUGGAAGCCUUUGAGGGUUUCGAGAAGAAGAUCGUGUACGACAUCGUCGGCCACAGCGGCGAGGGCUGGGAAAUACCCUUUGUGAACGUGGGCAGUGCCCCCAAGAACGACAAGGAGCGCUUCGAGACGAUCCGCAUGAUGCACGCCCACUCGCAGUUCUGCUGGUCCGGCGACAGUACUGUGAAGGCAGCGCGCGAAGCCUGCACCAGCCUGGGCGCCGAGGAUGACUAUGACAAUGCCAUUGUUGUGGUCCUCAGUGAUGCGAAUCUAUCGCGCUACGGCAUUGCGCCCAAGGAUCUGGCGUUGGCCCUCAAGAGGGGCGAGCCCAAGGUCAAGGGCUAUUCCAUAUUCAUUGGCAGCCUGGCCGAGGAGGCGGACAAAAUUAAUUCGGAGAUGCCGGCGGGACAGAGCUUCGUCUGCAUGGACCUCACCAAGCUACCUCACAUUCUCCAGCAGAUAUUCACCUCCUCGCUGCUGUAGAGUCACUUUGGGACCAGCAUAAAAAGUCAAUUAAGAGGCGAAUUUAGUUAAAUUUAAAUGUGGAUAAUGUUUUGUGGAUGAUUAAGCUCAAUUAUU